Talaromyces stipitatus ATCC 10500 is the source of this 2501-nucleotide messenger RNA. Its product is annotated as aconitate hydratase, mitochondrial. The record is from RefSeq and is a predicted model, not a curated record. The transcript is spliced from 2 exons. The coding region runs from base 1 to 2385 and encodes 794 amino acids. Gene Ontology annotation, biological process: tricarboxylic acid cycle. Gene Ontology annotation, molecular function: 4 iron, 4 sulfur cluster binding; aconitate hydratase activity. Lineage: Eukaryota; Fungi; Ascomycota; Eurotiomycetes; Eurotiales; Trichocomaceae. Gene Ontology annotation, cellular component: cytosol; mitochondrion.
AUGGUGAGGCAGUUGGUCUGGCAGCGGGCAGUGGCCACUCACAAGGUAUCAUGUCUUACUCCUACCUAUCGACGAACCCUUGCGACAGCUGCGUCCAGCUCUCGCAUGCCCCCAUACCCGAAGAUCCUCCGAAACUUCGAAGAAGUGCGCCGCGUCCUAGGUUCCCAGCGCGCACUCACACUAGCCGAAAAGAUCUUGUAUUCUCAUUUAGAUAACGUGGAGGAAUCGCUACUCUCCAGCACCAACAAUGGCCGUGAUAUUCGCGGGCAAGCAAACCUCAAACUCAAGCCGGACCGUGUCGCCAUGCAAGAUGCUUCAGCACAAAUGGCGUUGUUACAAUUCAUGUCCUGCGGAUUACCGUCUACCGCGGUCCCAGCUAGUAUUCACUGUGAUCAUAUGAUUGUCGGAGAACGAGGCGCGGAUACCGAUUUACCUGCCUCGAUUCAGGGAAAUAAGGAAGUCUUUGAUUUCUUAGAAUCAGCUGCUAAGCGAUAUGGAAUUGAGUUUUGGCCUCCUGGUGCUGGUAUCAUCCAUCAAAAUGUUUUGGAAAACUACUCAGCUCCCGGUUUGAUGAUGCUUGGUACCGAUAGUCAUACCCCCAAUGCGGGAGGCUUGGGGGCUAUUGCUAUCGGUGUCGGCGGUGCUGAUGCAGUUGAUGCUUUGGUUGACGCACCGUGGGAAUUGAAGGCCCCUAAGAUCCUGGGAGUCCGGCUCGAAGGUCGUCUAAGCGGAUGGACUUCUCCCAAGGAUAUUAUCCUACAUCUUGCCGGUAAACUUACGGUUCGUGGUGGCACGGGCUUCGUUAUUGAAUAUCACGGACCUGGUGUCGAUACCCUCAGCUGUACUGGAAUGGCGACUAUUUGUAACAUGGGUGCUGAAGUUGGUGCUACAACGUCACUCUUCCCUUUCUCUCCUAACCACGUUCCAUAUCUCGAAGCCACCAAUCGUGCUGCUGUCGCUGCGGCAGCAGCGGAGAUUGCAGCUGCUGGGUCUCAGAGUUUACUCAGAGCUGAUAGCAAAGCUGAAUAUGAUCAAUUGAUUACCAUCGAUCUGGCCACCCUUGAGCCGCAUAUCAACGGACCCUUCACGCCAGACUUGUCCGUUCCGCUUUCAAAGUUUGCCGAAACAGUGAAGGAGAAUAAAUGGCCUGAAACAUUCGGUGCUGGACUUAUUGGUAGCUGCACAAACAGCUCAUACGAGGAUAUGACCCGUGCGGAGGACUUGGUCAAGCAAGCGUCUGCAGCCGGCUUGAAACCCAGAGCUGAUUUCUUCGUUACCCCCGGUAGCGAGCAAAUCCGCGCCACUCUCGAGCGGGAUCAGACGUUGUCUACUUUCUCUGCUGCCGGCGGCACCGUACUAGCCAAUGCAUGCGGUCCUUGCAUUGGUCAAUGGAAACGAACGGACGGAGUUGCAAAGGGCGAGGACAACGCUAUCCUGACUUCGUACAACCGUAACUUCCCAGGCCGUAACGAUGGAAACCGACGAACCAUGAAUUUCUUGGCAUCCCCAGAUAUUGUUACCGCAAUGAGCUAUUCAGGAAGCACUACAUUUAACCCCAUGACCGACUCGAUUCCUACACCUGACGGCGGCUCAUUCCGUUUCCAACCCCCUGUUGGCCAUAGUUUACCCAGUGCUGGUUUUGAGGAAGGAAACCCAGCUUUCCAACCUAGUGCUGCCGUGCCUGAUCCUUCAGUUGAAGUGGUUGUUUCGCCUACUUCGGACCGAUUGGCCAUUUUGGAGCCCUUUGCGCCGUUCCCAUCUCGCGAGCUUACAGGUCUCAAGGUUCUUUACAAAGUUAAGGGUCAAUGUACUACAGAUACUAUUUCCGCCGCAGGACCAUGGCUCAAGUACAAGGGCCAUCUCCCCAACAUCUCCGCAAACACAUUGAUUGGAGCCGUAAACGCCGAAACUGGAGAGACCAACGUCGCCUACGACGAGUCUGGUAACCACCACUCCAUUCCAGAGCUGGCUGAACAAUGGAAAUCCCAGGGUAGUGAAUGGUUAGUCGUUGCCGAAGACAACUACGGAGAAGGCAGUGCCCGUGAACACGCCGCACUCCAACCUCGCUACCUCGGUGGACGUAUCAUUGUGGCCAAAAGCUUUGCGCGUAUCCACGAAACCAACUUGAAGAAACAAGGUGUCGUACCUCUUACUUUCGCCGAUCGAGCAGACUAUGAUCGCAUCGGUGCAUGCGACCAAGUCGAUACGGUGGGGUUGUAUGAUUUGUUGAAGGCCGGUGGUCAGGGCGAAGUUAGUCUUAGAGUCACCAAGCAUAAGACGGGGGAUACGUUCACUAUUCCGGUCAAACAUACACUCAGUAAGGAUCAGUGUGGAUUUAUUCUUGCUGGAAGUGCGUUGAACUUGUUAGCCAAGAGGGGGCAAUAGUCCAACUUGAUAAAAGCGAUUCGCAUUGAUGUAUUUGUCUUGAUACGGUGUUUGGCGAUAUUGAUUAUAUAUACAGCCUGGGUCUAUUAUACCCAAUAAAAUAUCAUUUUUUAUUU